CUUCCGGGGCGCCUCAAGACCUCGGGUGCCGGCACCCUGGGCGGAUGCCCGAAGACUCCGCCUUCCCAGGAGCCCCUGCGGCGGGGCGCGAAGAUGGCGGCAGCGGCCGGACAGCUAUAAAGCGGCAGCAAUGGAUCCUUCCCCGGCGCUGGGGCCGGAGCGGCUCUUUGACUCGCACCGGCUCCCGGGUGACGGCUUCCUGCUCCUCGCGCUGCUGCUCUACGCUCCAGUCGGGUUCUGCCUCCUCGUCUUGCGCCUCUUUCUUGGGAUCCACGUCUUCCUGGUCAGCUGCGCUCUACCAGACAGUGUCCUUCGCAGGUUCGUGGUGCGGACCAUGUGUGCGGUGCUGGGGCUCGUGGCCCGGCAGGAGGACUCCGGACUCCGGGAUCACCGCGUCAGGGUCCUCAUUUCCAACCACGUGACACCUUUCGACCAUAACAUAGUCAACUUGCUCACCAGCUGUAGCACCCCUCUACUCAAUAGUCCCCCAAGUUUUGUGUGCUGGUCUCGGGGCUUCAUGGAGAUGGAUGGGCGGGGGGAGUUGGUGGAGUCACUCAAGAGAUUCUGUGCUUCCACGAGGCUUCCUCCCACCCCUCUGCUGCUAUUCCCUGAGGAAGAGGCCACCAAUGGCCGGGAGGUCCUGCGCUUCAGUUCCUGGCCAUUUUCUAUUCAGGAUGUGGUACAACCUCUUACCCUGCGAGUCCAGAGACCCCUAGUCUCUGUGACGGUGUCCGAUGCCUCCUGGGUCUCAGAACUGCUGUGGUCACUUUUCGUCCCUUUCACAGUAUAUCAAGUAAGGUGGCUGCCCCCUGUUCAUCGCCAGCUGGGGAGGGGAAUGAGGAGUUUUGCCCUCCGUGUACAACAGCUGGUGGCCAAAGGAUUGGGCCAGACAGGGACACGACUCACUCCAGCAGACAAAGCAGAGCACAUGAAACGACAGAGACACCCCAGAUUGCGCCCUCAGUCAGCCCAGUCUUCUUUCCCUCCCUCCCCUGGCCCUUCUCCUGGUGUGCGGCUGGCAGCUCUGGCUCAGAGAGUCAAGGAGGUUUUACCCCAUGUGCCACUGGGCGUCAUCCAGAGAGACCUGGCCAGAACUGGCUGUGUAGACUUGACCAUCACUAAUCUGCUUGAGGGAGCUGUAGCGUUCAUGCCGGAAGAUAUCACUGAAGGGACCCAGUCCCUUCCCACAGCCUCCGCUCCCAAGUUCCCCAGCUCUGGCCCGGUGACCCCUCAGCCCACAGCCCUCACAUUUGCCAAGUCCUCCUGGGCCCGGCAGGAGAGCCUACAGGAGCGCAAGCAGGCACUCUAUGAAUAUGCGAGAAGGAGAUUCACAGAGAGACAGGCCCAGGAGGCUGACUGAGCACAGGAUGGCACCCAGAGCCGCAGGACGGAGACUGGGGGCAGCCCUCACCCAACUUACAACUGGCUGGAAGGGUGGGUGGUAAAAAGGGAGGGAUGGGGCUCCCCCCAAAAUCACAUUAAAUUCAGGGUUUUCACUCAA
Molecule: messenger RNA, 1501 nt
Organism: Zalophus californianus (California sea lion)
Lineage: Eukaryota; Metazoa; Chordata; Mammalia; Carnivora; Otariidae
Gene: AUP1
Product: AUP1 lipid droplet regulating VLDL assembly factor
Cellular component (GO): membrane
Molecular function (GO): ubiquitin binding
Source: RefSeq, a predicted model, not a curated record